This is a messenger RNA of Alosa alosa (allis shad), 2018 nucleotides long. RefSeq names its product protein inscuteable homolog (gene insc). Gene Ontology annotation, cellular component: apical cortex. Gene Ontology annotation, biological process: asymmetric cell division; apical protein localization; regulation of asymmetric cell division. Bases 197 to 1828 code for a protein of 543 amino acids. NCBI's taxonomy places the organism in Eukaryota, Metazoa, Chordata, Actinopteri, Clupeiformes, Clupeidae. Gene Ontology annotation, molecular function: protein binding; cytoskeletal adaptor activity. The transcript is spliced from 13 exons. The record is from RefSeq and is a predicted model, not a curated record.
GAGAGGGUUGGGAGCUUUACCUCCAAAAGGAAAAUUCUGAGGACACUCUAGUCUCGGAACAGUAACUAGAGUGAGCUUCAGAGCCUUCAUUUGUGAUCACGAGAGAGGAGACGUUACUUUGUUGACGAUGAACACCCGUGGGAAUGCAUCGAGUUUGUGACGCUUCGUAAAUGCUGGGGUGCUAUGCUGAAGGGGAAUGAGCCUGGACAGAAUGGCAACGCCUCAGAGUUCCAGACACAGUAGUCGAUCCUCUUCUACUCCGAAGAGGAUCCAUGCCAUCCAGGUGGACUCGGUGCAGCGGUGGAUGGAGGACCUGCGCCACAUGACAGAGGUGGAGUGCAUGUGUGUUCUCCAGUCCAAGCCCAUCGGCGUAGAGGAGGACGCCGGGCAAGGCGAGCUCAUCGUAUCCGGGACCACGGGGGCUGGGGGGGACCACGUCACCCGCAACAACCUGCAGACGCUGUUGAAGCGGGCACUGGUGGUCAGCACGGAGCUGGGCAAGAUGUUCCAGCGGCUGGAGAAGGGCCGGUGGCAGCGCGUGCACAGCACCGCCGUCCGCACCAACUGCCACGUGCGCUCGCUCGUGCAUGAGUACGGUGCCACGCGCACCACCCCAUCUGAGAUGCAGAAGUAUGAGAAGUCUUUGUUGGAGAAGUGCAUGGAGCUGACCACCAUUACUGAGAGGUGCCUCCACACUGAGGAUGAAUACUUCCUCAAGUCCAUGAAGGAAGCCAUUCAUGAGAUCCUCACGGAUGUCAGUGAUUCGUUCAGCCAAAUGAUUGACAUGGCCCUCGCCAAUGAAAUUCAGAUUCUGAUCAGGCAGAUGGAGGCGUCCGAUAAUGUUUACACCAUUGGCAGUGCCAUCAGCAACCUGCUGUCCCUCACACAGGACGGCCCGCAGCUCUGCAGCAUCAUCGCCAAGGAGGGAGCAGUGGUGGUCCUUUUUAAGAUCUGCAGACAGGACUGCUUCAGUAGCCUCUACGCUCAAGCGCUCCGGACAGUAGCCUCCAUCUGCUGUGUGGAAGAAGGCAUCAACCAGCUGGAGAAGGUGGACGGGAUCCUGUGCCUGGCAGACAUCCUAACAGACGAGUCGUGUGCGGAGGCGGCGCGGGCAGAGGCGGCCGCCGUGGUGGCCCAGAUCACCUCCCCCCACCACACCUCCACUCAGCACCUGGCCAGCUUCCUGGAGAGCAUGCAGGACAUCGUCACGGCUCUCAUCAAGCUGUGUGAGAGCGCCUCCUGUGGGGAAGUGUUCCUGCUGGCGUCCGCAGCGUUGGCCAACAUCACCUUCUAUGACAGCAUGGCCUGUGAGAUCCUCCUGCAGCUCAACGCCAUCCAUAUCCUCCUGCAGGCUUGCUGCGACCGCCAGAGGGUGGACACACCUUACUCUAAAGACCAGGUUGUGACCAUACUGGCGAAUCUGUCUGUGCUGGAGCAGUGUGCACCAGAGGUGUUGCAGGAGAAAGGGAUCGAGCGUCUGCUGCUGCUGUUGGGGGAGAAGCCCACGUCGUCCAGCCCGUCCGAGGGGGCAGCGUGUGAGCGCGUGCAGCAGAAGGCCGCCGUCACACUGGCUCGACUCAGCAGAGACCCUGAGGUGGCUCAGACGGCCAUCCAGCUACAGGCCGUCCCUCGUCUCAUUGAGUUGUGCCGUUCUCCAGCUGAGAGGAACAACAGUGACUCAGUGCUGGUAGCCUGCCUGGCUGCACUGAGGCGUUUAGCAGCUGGUUGUCCCGACAGUAUCGAGCCAUCUGACCACCAGCAGCUCAUCAAGCCCAGACUGGUGGACUCCUUCCUACUCUGCUCCAACAUGGAGGAAAGCUUUGUGUGAGAGGCCACUUCAAUGGACUUCACAUUCCCCCUAGUGUCUGCUAUCAGUGUAUUGGGUCUUUGAUCAAAAAGAAAUGUGCUACUAAAACAAGUGUUAUGAUAAUGUAUUAUAACCAUACUUUUACAUGUGGUAUAAGCUGUUCAUUUGUCAUUUUUAUUUAAAAAAAAGAUUAUUAUAAACAUGGCAUGCA